Brassica rapa (field mustard) is the source of this 543-nucleotide messenger RNA. Its product is annotated as stamen-specific protein FIL1. Lineage: Eukaryota; Viridiplantae; Streptophyta; Magnoliopsida; Brassicales; Brassicaceae. The record is from RefSeq and is a predicted model, not a curated record.
AAAUAGAUCUAAUAUACAACAAUCUAACUCUUAAUAUAUUUCAUAAUACAUAAAAAGAUAUAGAAGAAGAUGGCAUUAUCCUCCAGCUCUUCCAAGUCUUCAUUGGCCAUGAUCAUGAAGGUGGCCGCGCUGGUGGCACUGGUUUUGGUGGCGACUGAGGUGGACGGACAGAGCUGCAAUAGGCACUUGAGUGGACUGAACGUGUGUGGUGAGUUUGUCGUUCCUGGAGCCGACAAGACGAACCCGAGUGCCGAGUGUUGCAGCGCUCUCGAGGCAGUGCCGAGCGAAUGCCUUUGCAACACGAUGCGCAUUGCCUCUAGGCUCCCCACUCGCUGCAGCAUCCCUACGCUUUCAUGCAGCUGAUGAUAUGGACGUUAUUAUAUCUAUGAGAAGCAUGGGAAGAGAUCAUGGAGAUAUAAGAUAUUUAAGAAUAAAGACUCUUGAGUUUGAGCUGUAGUUUUUUUUUUUUUUUUUUAUGUUUGUCGCUUAAAAACCAAAGCGUUUGGAAUAAAAAGAUGAAUAAUAUUAAAGUGAAAUUAUUAA